Messenger RNA from Cavenderia fasciculata, 474 nucleotides. RefSeq lists its product as uncharacterized. Bases 1 to 474 code for a protein of 157 amino acids. Lineage: Eukaryota; Evosea; Eumycetozoa; Acytosteliales; Cavenderiaceae. The transcript has 2 exons. The record is from RefSeq and is a predicted model, not a curated record.
AUGAAAUCAAUUUUAUUUAUUACUUUAAUAGCUUUAACUAUUUUUAUUAGUACCUGCUCUUCUUACCCAACAAGUCUUGUUCAAGGUGACUAUAAUGUUUUUUGGACUGAUCAAGUAUGUACUUCAUCUGGUGUAACCACUGUAUCAAGAAAUGAAGAUGGAUAUCAAGCCAAUUUCACAAUGCCAACCGCUUUACCAAUCAGAUUGGUCAACAUUACUGUAGGUUAUGAUGGUAGUCUCUCUGGUCUUGGAGCUAUCUAUCUCAAUGGAGAUAUGUCCUUUACCCAAAUCAAGGGUGUCAUUACUCAAUUUGGUGCCUUUACUGUUACAUAUGUUCCAAAUGGCCCAUAUUUCACAAGACCAAUUACUGCUUACUACCUUCUCACUACCUGUAAAUCUAUCAGCAGCAAUGUUGAUCAAGAACAGUAUACUGCCAACUUUAAUAAUAAUAAUGGUCAAUAUUCUCCCUAUUAA